UGUAACGGGGCCGCGAAGGGUUCAGUCGGUGAGCUUCGUUGUGCCGGUGAAGGAGACGGUGGGGUUCGACUUGGGGAGGAUGUGGAGGAGAGGUACUCGAGGGGUUAGCGAGGAGGUGGCGAGGUGGGGCGAGGAGGGGGGGAGGGAUGGAAAGGAGAGGAAUUUGGUGUUUCAUACCUUUAGUAACACUGGGUGGCUAGCUUAUGGCGUCCUCCUCCAGAACCUCCAAUCAAGGAAUGGUAUAAUUGAAAAGAUUAGAGGAUGUGUUAUUGACUCUGCACCUUGUGCAGAGAUGAGCCCUCAGGUCUGGGCGGCAGGUUAUUGUGCUGCUUUAUUGAAGAAGCGCAGCCCUUCUUUAGUUGAACCUGUUGAGGGUCAAAAGCUUGAUGCACGAAGCAAUAGAAUGAACGCACAGGACAUAAUACCUGCAUUCAUUGAAAUUACUGUUUUGAAAGUCUUAGAAAUUUUCUUCUCCUUAGCUUUUAUGCUACCAUAUGCUAAUCAGAGACUGAGCAGUAUCAUCUCUACUCUAAAGGACCAGCCGCCCUGCCCACAACUCUAUCUGUACAGUACAGCUGAUAAGUCAAUUAGAGAAGAGCGCUAUAGGUCCUAUGGGGAAAAAAAAGAAGAGGAACGCUACAGAUGGUGAUAAGUUCUAGGAUUCAGAAAGCUUCAAGUUUGACGAAGCAAAAACAGAAACAACUUCACGCGGAGUGUUAUCACGGCACACUCCAGGUGCAAAAAAAGGAGCUGUAUUCGCAUCAGCCAGCAGGAAUCAUUGCUUCUCGAGCUGCCAACAUGAAACUGUGCAGCAUACUUCUGAGGACCUUCAAUGGCUAUUACUGGGGGUUCAUUUAGAAAUGCCCAGUUGCUUCUGGUCCACCUAUAGAGUAAAUCAUAAGAAGUCACGGCUAAUAGUAAUUUUUGUUUCAUAAUUAUAAUUUAGUCUGGGUUAUCACUUACCUGUGUAAAAGAUAAUACUCAUAUCAAUAACAUCAAAUAUAGCAUGAUUAACUCCAAAAUUGUAUCCCAUUUUUGGAGUUAUGAGCCAAAAGGAUGCAUGAUAUCACCAAAUCUUUAUGUUUAAAGUUUUGUAAGUGUUAAUUUGUUCAAAUGUUUUGUACCGCUAAAUUGUUUAUUUUUAACAAACUUUUCUUUAUAUGAUUGGCUUGAAGAGCUUUGUCCAUAUAUCCCACUCUGGUAUACCUCAUUCAAACCUUCAAUAUUCUAUGUUUUUUUAACAAACUUUUCUUUAUUUUUAACAAACUUUUCUUUAUAUGUUUUGUACCAUUACAACAAAAGUUGCAUGUGUCCACAUUACUCUCACAACACAUAUAGAAGUGUCAUAUUAAUUGCAAAGGAUUAAAACGACAAUGACAUAUGCUGCAAGCUGCAACACUUAGUUGUGUCAUUAGAUAUAAAAUAAAAUAAAAUUGCUAAACACUUAAUACUCCCACAUCGGUUGGGUAAGGUCUUGGGAUUUAAGUAUAAUAAUGAUUAAACAUUUAUGACGAUAAAUUAGCUAAACAACUCUAUAGUAAAGCACACUUGCUGAGAGCAAUCUUAGGACGGAUGACAUUCUAGGAAGUUAGUGUUGUAUUGUGAUAUCAACUAUAUUUUUUAUGGUCCCUACACAAAUAUGUGUUGCAACUCUCGACACCUGCAUACGUCGUGAGUUUUGUGACACAUAUAUUUCAAGUUUUGCGACACAUUCUUAUAUGUGUAGAAAGACAUUCUCCAGACAUGUUCUACCUACAUUUUUGACUUGUGUUGCGCUCUAUUUGUGCGACAUAAAAAUGUGUUGCUGGGUGACUAAAAAUGUAUCAUAAGGUGCAACUUUUGUUGUAGUGAGUGCUUAAAUCCGAUCAUCCAUUACAUAGAGAAAGAAAUUUGAACAUUUAAUGUAAACAUCAUCUCUUAUAAUAGAAGAAAGAAUUUAAUGUUGAAAAAUAAUAUAAUAUCCGCUUCUUUUUUCUGUAAUAUGUCAAGUGUUUGAUGCUGAUUUUUGUUGCCUUAGAUUAUGAGAAGUACAAUAAAAUCACUAAACACCAACUCACAUAUCUUAAUAAGAGAUAGAGCAAUCAUCAAAAGAGUAAGGUUUUUAUCAGUUCUACAUUUAACAAAGAGAAAUAAAUAUAAUAAAUAAAUUCCGACUCGUCUUAAAUAAAUAGAGACUGAUUCUUUAGAGAAGAUAAUCUGAAGGUUUAAUUCUGAAGGUGCCUUAUAACACUUGCUAAAAUUAGAUGGAAACAGAGGUUGCAAGAUAAGA
Molecule: messenger RNA, 2269 nt
Organism: Asparagus officinalis (garden asparagus)
Lineage: Eukaryota; Viridiplantae; Streptophyta; Magnoliopsida; Asparagales; Asparagaceae
Exons: 7
Coding region: 80-649 (189 amino acids)
Source: RefSeq, a predicted model, not a curated record